AGAGGCAAGGGCAGGCGAGGGACUACAGCUCCCAGGCGCCCUUGCGUGCGAAUGCCCACCUCCCCUGGUGGAAUUUCCCCUCCCCCACCCGAAGAGGGGGGGGAUCAAAAGUUCAAAGGGAGAUAACAGCCCGCUUGUUUAAAAAUAAAUAAAUAAAUAAAAGACUGGGCAUCGCAGUCCUCGUUUCUCCCCCCCUCCUCCUCCCGGUCGCAAAGGCCUCUGGGAAAUGUAGUUCGUUCUAAGCCGGAGUCACUAUGGCGGACGGCUUAGAUUCCGCUGCUGCGGCUGCAGGGGAAGGUGCUGGAAGCCCCCCCUCAGGAUCUGUGGAAGUAGAACAGAAGUUCCUCUUUGGGCCUGGCACCGAGGAGAAGCUGGUGGCCCAGGGGGCAGCUCUGGUAGGAAACGUCUCCUUCCGGGACCAGUACUUCGACACGCCCGACUGGCGCCUCACUCUGGCCGACCACUGGCUACGGAAGCGAGAGGGAGCUGGCUGGGAGCUGAAAUGUCCCCCACCGGAGUGUACUGGCAUUUCAAACCCGGCCACAGAAAACCAGAGCCCGCGGGGCCUUCCACAGGUGCCUGCCAGAGCUCUCCGAGGGGGAACCAGCAGGAUAGACUGUGCUACGCGAUACCAGGAAGUGACGUGCCCCCACAAUAUCGUGGCCCGUGUCUGUGGUCUCCUGGGCGUGGAGUCGGCAGCAAGGUUGGACGACGAUGUGGCCAGAACGGUGGAGGAACUCGGCCUGGAGGAGUUUGCCACCUUUGUGACCCAUCGGCGCAAAUAUCACGUGGACGGACUGAGCGUGGACCUCGAUGAGGCGGAUUUCGGCUAUGCCGUGGGAGAGGUGGAGGCUGUGGUCACGAAGCAGGAGGACGUGCCGGUGGUUUUGAAGAGGAUACAGGAGGUGUUUAGACAGCUGGGUUUUGAGGAGAAAACCAAAAUUCCUGGAAAGAUGUCCGUUUACCUGAAGAAAUUCAGACCUGCGCACUAUGAGAGCCUCGUUCGAGCCGGGAGGUUGUUGAAAGUGAGGGAUAUCGCAACUGUGCAAGGACAGAAAGACUGAACCCAAUGUCCUGGGAGGGGGAAUAUGGCUCCUGUCUCUCCAUCGUGGUGGAUUCUGCUUUAGUUUCAUCCUCAGGAGAAAGCAAGGAUGAGUUCAUGUGAAGGAAACAGAGAAGCUCCCGUGGGUCCUAUUGGCCUGGCCUUUGGGUGACAUCACAGCAGUUCAACCAAUCGCUGGAAGUUGGGGGGUAGUAAGCCAGGCGAUAGCUAGUUUGAGACCAGUUAGAUCAGCGGUUCUCAACCUGUGGGUCGCGACCCCUUUGGGGGUCGAACGGCCCUUUCACAGGGGUCGCCUGAGACUCUCUGCAUCAGUGUUCUCCCUAUGUGAAAUGGAUAAAUGUUAGGGUUGGGGGUCGCCACAACAUGAGGAACUGUAUUAAAAGGGUCGCGGCUUUAGGAAGGUUGAGAACCACUGAGUUAGAUAAAAAUAAAAUUGCGGAGAAGAAGAACACGGGGAAAAUUUGUUCACACUUUAUUUAUUUAUUUAUUCUCCAGGUCAUUCAACAGGAGUGACGGUAGCAAAUUAAAAAGUGGGGUGCGGGGGGGAAACACUGAAAUAAAAGUAAUGGUAUUGUUUCUUCACUUAA
This is a messenger RNA of Sphaerodactylus townsendi, 1650 nucleotides long. It is a transcript of the gene THTPA, whose product is annotated as thiamine triphosphatase. Gene Ontology annotation, molecular function: magnesium ion binding; thiamine triphosphate phosphatase activity. The transcript has 3 exons. Gene Ontology annotation, biological process: dephosphorylation; thiamine metabolic process; thiamine diphosphate metabolic process. NCBI's taxonomy places the organism in Eukaryota, Metazoa, Chordata, Lepidosauria, Squamata, Sphaerodactylidae. The record is from RefSeq and is a predicted model, not a curated record. Bases 255 to 1064 code for a protein of 269 amino acids.